This is a messenger RNA of Hermetia illucens (black soldier fly), 1011 nucleotides long. Its product is annotated as zinc finger protein 706-like. The transcript has 3 exons. Lineage: Eukaryota; Metazoa; Arthropoda; Insecta; Diptera; Stratiomyidae. The record is from RefSeq and is a predicted model, not a curated record. Bases 175 to 408 code for a protein of 77 amino acids.
GCAACAGACUCAGAUAUAACCACAACAAGUCGACGUCGUCAUCUGUCUUAUUUUUUGUAUGCUUGCCACAGAAAACAGGGGUUUGCUGGUGGAUUGGAUUUGGUGUUUUUAAGGCUGAAGGAUUAAGCUGUAUACGUAAUUCGGGUAAAUUAUACUUUUAGAAAACUUUCGAAAAUGGCUCGUGGACACCAGAAGCUUCAAUCGCAAGCAAAAAAUCAGGAAAAGCAAGCAAAGAUGAAGAAGCAACAGGGGCAUAAUGCAACCGAACAGAAGAAAGCUGCACAAAAGGCUUUGGCGUUUGUAUGUGCAGUUUGCAAGUCACAAAUGCCCGAUCCAAAAACAUACAAACAACACUUCGAGAACAAGCAUCCGAAAAAUGAGCUGCCUGAAGACCUUAAGGAAGUGUAAUUCCUUUCGGAUACCAGCGUAAUAUAAAUUCCGUUUGUUAAUUGAGUUCAUGAUGUAAAAUUUUAAUGUUUCUACUGUCUGCACAUAUCAUUUGAAGAGAGCUAACAAUCCGUCCCCGUUCGAUUUAAGUGAAAUCUGACUAAGAUUACGCGUGGAUAUUCGGGAGUAGCAGAGGAACCGCAUGUGGACUGCAAUCAUUCUUAGAAAUCUGCGGAUAUUUCUUAGUCCUAGCUUGUAAAUGAAUACUUAUUUCCAGUGUUUUGUAAGUUAUAGGGUACUGCUCCAGAGGCGAGACAUACGGGUUUACGGUUCCAUUCGGGCGCUCCCAUUUUACCGUGAUAUGAAGUCUAUUUUCUUAGUUAUUGGUAACACGAACAUUUUUAUGCUAUUUGUACGUAAAAAAAUUUAAAAAACGCGUUAUGUAAAUUGAAUUACUGAUAACUCUAGCUGGAAUAAAAAACUAUGUUGCUUUACUACGGAUAAGAAAUAGAAAUCUUCUCCCUCUGUCAAAGAUUUUCCGAUAAUAACGGCCUUUGUUUUCUUAAAUAUGCUUAUAUUUGGACAACUGUUAUCAUAAUUGAAAAUAAAUAGCAAUAAAAAGAU